This is a messenger RNA of Aspergillus saccharolyticus JOP 1030-1, 611 nucleotides long. RefSeq names its product splicing factor 3B subunit 5 family protein. Lineage: Eukaryota; Fungi; Ascomycota; Eurotiomycetes; Eurotiales; Aspergillaceae. Gene Ontology annotation, cellular component: U2 snRNP; precatalytic spliceosome. Bases 1 to 255 code for a protein of 84 amino acids. Gene Ontology annotation, biological process: mRNA splicing, via spliceosome. The record is from RefSeq and is a predicted model, not a curated record. The transcript has 2 exons.
AUGGCCGAUAAACUCCGCACCCUCCAAAACCUCGAGGCGAUGCAAGCCCGCUACAUCGGCACCGGCCACGCCGACACGACCAAAUACGAGUGGCUAUCCAACAUCGUGCGCGACAGCUACGCCUCGUACAUUGGCCACCCGCCGAUGCUGUCGUAUAUGGCGGUGGGGAUGGGCGAGUCGAAGGAGAAGGUGCGCGCGGGGAUGAUUGAGAAGAUGGUGCGCGGGGCAGGGAAUCCGCCUGAGACGCAGGAAUGAUCUUUUUUCAUGUUAUUCGGUUCGUUCUAAGGUGGGGGGGCUAUUUGAGAGGGGUAUUGGGGAUUGAUUGAUUGAUCGAGUGAUGUUCGAUUGCUGGCUGUGAAGUCAAGACUUCAUGGGACUGGACUUUACGGAAGGAUAGGAUGGGAACUGUGGAUUUUCAGCUGAAUGGUUUACAGCGGAGCAGGCUGGAUGUACCAUCUGGGGAGGCAUUUCAUCACAUUAUUGAGGCAUUUCAUCACGGAAGGCAAGGCAAGGAGUUAUGGUGGCGCUGGGAUUUAAUCGAGUUACAGCUCAUUUUCAGUGCAGCAACUCAUUGAUAGUAUCAUAUCAUAUUAUUCAUAGGUACCUAUUAU